Messenger RNA from Thlaspi arvense, 339 nucleotides. Lineage: Eukaryota; Viridiplantae; Streptophyta; Magnoliopsida; Brassicales; Brassicaceae. The record is from the annotation of a GenBank genome assembly.
AUGAUAAUAACUGGAACGACACUAUGCCCACGAUGCCAAGUUGAUGGGUCUUGGACCGCAGAUGCACUGGUCUUUGGCAGAGGAACUGUACUUGAAUUGGAAGAUGGUAGUUCACGAUUUGGACUGUUAGUAAGGAAAACAAGACUCUCGCCUAUCAAUGCUGAGCUUGAAGCGCUUAUAUGGACUAUGAAAAUUUUCCUACAGAUAAGCAUUUUCUCCAUGGCUUUUGAAACAGAUUGUCUCCAACUAGUUAAAGCAAUUGAGGAAGAAGAGCAUUGGCCGACCUUAGAGUCGGAAUUGGAAGAGUUUAAUAUGGUUGCUAAAAACAAAUAUUUUUGA